AUGGGCAAGGAAAACGCCCAGCCGGGGAUUUCAAAGCGUGCUCUUAACAGCGAUGCGGUUCCCGACAACACAGAGCAACAACCUAACGCUACCCAUCCACCAUCUCCCGAUGUGGAGUACACUACGAACAGGUCAUACUUGAUGAUUUGCGCGCGCUCAACGUCAACUCCGCGCCUUCGGAUCGCGUGCCUCGGCCGAUCUCGUUCGCUCCCGCCAUGUAGCCCCGCCACCGUCAGGUGCCCAGGUCGACGGAAUGUAACCACGGCCUUGGUUCAUCGUGGGCCUGGGCCACCUGAAAGCCUGCGAAGGAUCCCGCAUCUCCAGGUCCGCGGCAAGAAAACACGGACAGUUUUCAAGCUCGACGACUUACCCCAGGGCUUUGUUGCACCGUUGGAGCCCCUCCCGCCUGAGGAAGAUGAACCAGCAUACCCGACCGUGAUGCUACAGGCACGCCGCAAUAUGCAAAAGUUUGACAGUUGUGUGCUGCUCACACGUGUCGGUGGCUUCUACGAGUUGUACUUUGACCACGCCGACGAGUAUGGCCCGCUCCUCAACCUCAAGGUAGCGCAGAAGAAAACAAGUGCCGGCCCAGUUCCCAUGGCCGGCUUCCCCUUCUUCCAGCUGGAUCGCUUCCUUAAGAUUCUCGUCCAGGACUGCAACCGCCAUGUAGCCAUUGCUGAGGAGUUCCCAAAUGACCCCUCGGACAAGGUCAAGUCGGGAGGUCUGAUGCACACCCGCAAGGUGACCCGUAUUGUCACGCCAGGCACCCUCAUCGACGAGAACUUCAUGGAUCCCUAUGCAAACAACUAUGUCAUGGCCAUUCACCUGCCCGAGAAGGCCGUAUCGGAUGAUACUAUGAGGGACGGCGCCUUGAAGGGAAGCUUGCUGCAUGCUAUCAGGCGGACCGUAACCACGGGCGGUGCCAGACUUCUCAACGAGUGGCUCACCGCCCCACCCCACCCCGACAACGACUCAGAGGCAAAAUCCCUCUCCGCCAUGGUCGACCGCAUCAGCCUCGAACAGCCGCUGAAACUCGCCGAGCACAUCCGCGACGCCAUCGACGAGGAAGGGCUCGUCCAGCAGCACCAGAUCAAAGACAGCGAAACGGACGAGAUCAUAGCCCUCGCCCAAGAGAUCGUCAAGACGGAAGGCACCGAAGAAGACAGCGCGCUGCUCCCCAAAAGCGCCGUCGCCAAGUCCGCCGCCGCCGCCGCCAAGAAGAAGGCGACCUCCCUCCGCGACCACUACGGCGAGGACAGCGAGGUGUGGAUCAUGAAGCCCGGCGCGUCGCCGCUCCUCAAGCGCCUGCACCGGAAGCUCGCCGCGCUGCGCGAGGAAAAGGACACGCUCACCGAGACGCUCCGCGCGCGCCUCGGCGCCAGCUCCCUCACGCUGCGCUGGACCCCCGGGCUCGGCCACAUCUGCCACGUCAGGGGCCGCGACGCGCGGAGCCCACCGACCGCCGGCACCGACGACGAUGCAGACGCUCAGAUCCGCACGCUCUCAUCGAGCCGCUCGACGCGGACGUUCCACCAGCCGGAGUGGACGGGGCUGGGGGAGGGGCUGGACCGGGUGCGGCAGCAGAUCCGCGGGGAGGAGCAGCGGGUGUUUGGGGCGCUGCGGGGCCGGGUGGUGGCCAACCUGGUCAAGCUGCGGCGCAACGCGCUGGUGCUGGACGAGCUGGACAUUGCGACGUCGUUCGCGCUGCUGGCGGUAGAGCAAGGGCUCGCGCGGCCCGCGCUGAGCAACGCGCAGCAGACCAUCAUCGUGGGUGGCCGCCACCCGACCGUGGAGGGCGGGCUGGCCGAGCAGGGGCGCACAUUUCAGAAGAAUGACCUCUUCCUGGGCUCUGCGCCGGGGGCGAGGGCGGUGGCGGCGGCAACGCACGAUGGGGGGGGGCAGCAGCAACAGCAACAACAGCAGAGCCACGGCAGGAUCUGGCUGAUCACCGGCCCCAAUAUGGCUGGAAAGUCAACCUUCCUCCGCCAGAAUGCGCUGAUCACCAUUCUUGCACAGAUUGGGUGUUACGUGCCGGCCGACUACGCGUCGUUGGGCAUCGUCGACGCCAUCUUCAGCCGGGUUGGGUCAGCCGACAACCUGUUCCAGGACCAGAGCACCUUUAUGGUGGAGAUGCUCGAGACGGCGGCCAUCCUCCAGCAAGCGACGCCGCGGUCUUUUGUGAUCAUGGACGAAGUGGGUAGGGGCACGACGCCCGAGGAUGGAACGGCCGUGGCGUUCGCAGCGCUGCACCAUUUGGUGACGGUCAACAAGUGCCGAGCGUUGUUCGCAACCCACUUCCAUGGCAUCGCGGAUCUGGUGGCGAAGUCGGGAUUCAGGUUGGAAGAUGGAGGCCCGAAUGGGACUAUUGACGCGUAUUGCACAGAUGUGGAAGAGGACGAGCAAGGCAGGUUUGUCUACGUUCACAAACUACGCAAAGGGGUCAACAGGCAGAGCCAUGCGCUCAAGGUGGCGCGCUUGGCUGGGCUACCGGAACAGGCCAUUCAGGUGGCCCAGCAGGUACUACAGCAUUCCGGGGUGGAGAUGUCACCAGGCAUAGUACAGCCUUCAAAGAUAGCGGCAGCUGUAGGGUAA
This is a messenger RNA of Chaetomium globosum CBS 148.51, 2592 nucleotides long. RefSeq lists its product as uncharacterized. The record is from RefSeq and is a predicted model, not a curated record. Lineage: Eukaryota; Fungi; Ascomycota; Sordariomycetes; Sordariales; Chaetomiaceae. The coding region runs from base 1 to 2592 and encodes 863 amino acids. Gene Ontology annotation, molecular function: ATP-dependent DNA damage sensor activity; ATP binding; mismatched DNA binding. Gene Ontology annotation, biological process: mismatch repair. Gene Ontology annotation, cellular component: nucleus. The transcript has 5 exons.